Messenger RNA from Bombus impatiens (common eastern bumble bee), 1119 nucleotides. RefSeq lists its product as uncharacterized. Bases 241 to 1116 code for a protein of 291 amino acids. The transcript has 6 exons. Lineage: Eukaryota; Metazoa; Arthropoda; Insecta; Hymenoptera; Apidae. The record is from RefSeq and is a predicted model, not a curated record.
UCCUGAAAAAAGACAUCUCUACAUAGACAAGAAUUAAUAAUUAAACACAUAAUAAUUAUAUGAAGUCCGUAAACCUCGAGUUUACACCUAAAAUUUGCUUUCGACAAAUCUCUUCGACAUGAGUGUUUCAGGUAAUACUAAAAAUAUCUAAAUAUAAAAUCAAGAUUGUCAUAUCUGUGAUAUCACAUAAAAAUAUCAUUCACUAUUUAUUAAAUAAAUUAUAAAAAUUUAAGUAUCAUAAUGACAAAUAAUUCAAGAUAUCUAGGAUAUCACAAUAAUAUAAAUAGAGAAUAUUUAACAGAUGGAGAUGAUAAUCAUCGUGCACCAUCAGAUCGUACAGUAUCUGAAUAUAUUGUGUCUACUGACCAUGCUACAAUGAUGAAAUCAAUGAAAAAAGAUCAUUCAGAUAAAUAUGAAAAAGAAGAAGGAAGACAAUCACGAAAUAUACACAAUAGUCGUGGUUCAAUAUUAUCUGGAUCUUCAAGACAUAGUCUUCAUCCUCUUAGUAAAAGUAUUUCACAUGGUAGCAUAUGUGACAAUGGUUCAGAUAUAUAUGUUACAAGUGCUGCAUAUAGGGCAACUUCAGAUAUAAGCCAUGUAUCGCAUCACAGUUUAACACCAAGUUCAAGAUUAGGACAUCGAGCACCCAGUCAUUGUAGUUACGGUUCUGCAAAAUCAGUAAAAUCUCACACAUCUAGAAAAGAUGGUAUUAUUAUAGAAACCAUGUCGACACCUAAUCCUUUUUGCCCAAAUACCAAAGGAGUUUGCUGUCUUAUGUUACUUCUUAAUCUUGGUUUAAUUCUUGUUGCAUUAGGCUUUGUUAUAGUGAUUCAAUUUUUUCAACCAUUAAUAGUUUGGAUUUUGGGAAUAGUUUUUCUUGUUUUCGGAUUCCUAACAUUGAUAGGAAGCCUCAUAUACUGCGUACAUGUAUUUCGAAAUGCUAAACAUCCACAUGAUAUCAAUCCAGAGGAUCUUUAUUGGACACGAUAUUGGCAAGGACAUGUAGGUUCAGCACCUGAAGUAUAUUACAAGGCAGAGGAUAAAUAUCAUGAUGAUGGAUACAGUGAUCGUUUGAGCAAGUAUUCACAUAAAUAUUAUGAUCGGCAAAGAUAUUAAAGA